GUCCUCCAGCCAGAGGCCGGGGAUGGAGAUGCGUGGAGGCUGGCGCCUCGGAGGCUGUCUGGCCCUGCUCUCGCUGCUGCCGUCUCUGGGCCUGGCUCAGUACGAGGGCUGGCCCCACUACCCCGAGUACUUCCAGCAGCCGGCCCCCGAGUACUCCCAGCCCCAGGUGCCGCCAGACGUGGUGAAGAUCCAGCUGCGCCUGGCCGGCCAGAAGCGAAAGCACAGCGAGGGCCGGGUGGAGGUGUACUACAACGGCCAGUGGGGCACCGUGUGUGACGAUGACUUCUCCAUCCACGCGGCCCACGUCGUCUGCCGGGAGCUGGGAUAUGUGGAGGCCAAGGCCUGGACCGCGAGCUCCUCCUACGGCAAGGGGGAAGGGCCCAUCUGGUUGGACAAUAUCUACUGCACGGGCAAGGAGGCCACCCUCGCGGCCUGCUCCUCCAAUGGCUGGGGCGUCACCGACUGCAAGCACACCGAAGACGUGGGUGUGGUGUGCAGUGACAAAAGGAUUCCUGGUUUCAAAUUCGACAAUUCGUUGGUCAACCACAUAGAGAACCUGAACAUCCAGGUGGAGGACAUCCGGAUCCGAGCCAUCCUGUCAGCCUACCGCAAGCGCACCCCUGUGACAGAGGGCUAUGUGGAGGUCAAGGACGGCAAGACCUGGAAGCAGAUCUGUGACAAGCACUGGACAGCCAAGAAUUCCCGAGUGGUCUGCGGCAUGUUUGGCUUCCCUGGGGAGAGGACGUACAACACCAAAGUGUACAAGAUGUUUGCGGCCCGGAAGAAACAGCGCUACUGGCCCUUCUCCAUGGACUGCACAGGCACGGAGGCCCACAUCUCCAGCUGCAAGCUCGGCACUCAGGUGUUGCUGGACCCCGUGAAGAAUGUCACCUGUGAGAAUGGGCUGCCAGCCGUGGUGAGUUGUGUGCCUGGCCAGGUCUUCAGCCCCGACGGGCCCUCGAGAUUCCGGAAAGCCUACAAGCCAGAGGACUGUGUGUCUCUUCAGCAACCCCUGGUGCGGUUGAGAGGUGGUGCCAACAUCGGGGAGGGCCGAGUGGAGGUGCUCAAGAACGGAGAAUGGGGUACCGUCUGUGACGACAAGUGGGACCUGGUGUCUGCCAGCGUUGUCUGCAGAGAGCUGGGCUUUGGGAGUGCCAGAGAAGCCAUCACUGGCUCCCAGCUGGGGCAAGGGAUAGGACCCAUCCACCUCAAUGAAAUCGAGUGCACCGGGAAUGAGAAGUCCAUUAUAGACUGCAAAUUCAAUGCCGAGUCUCUGGGCUGCAACCACGAGGAAGAUGCUGGCGUGAGAUGUAACAUCCCUGCCAUGGGCUUCCAGAAGAAGCUGCGCCUGAAUGGGGGCCGGAACCCCUACGAGGGCCGGGUGGAGGUGCUGGUGGAGAGGAACGGGUCCCUCGUAUGGGGGACGGUGUGUGGCGAGAACUGGGGCAUUGUGGAGGCCAUGGUGGUCUGCCGGCAGCUGGGCCUGGGGUUUGCCAGCAACGCCUUCCAGGAGACCUGGUAUUGGCACGGAAAUGUCUACGCCAACAAGGUGGUCAUGAGCGGGGUGAAGUGCUCGGGAACGGAGCUGUCCCUGGCCCACUGCCGCCACAACGAGGACGUGGCCUGCCCCCAGGGUGCAGUGCAGUACGGGGCCGGAGUCGCCUGCUCAGAAACUGCCCCUGACCUGGUCCUCAAUGCGGAGAUUGUCCAGCAGAGCACCUACCUGGAGGACCGUCCCAUGUUCAUGCUCCAGUGUGCCAUGGAGGAGAACUGCCUCUCAGCCUCGGCCGCCCAGACCAACCCCACCACAGGCUACCGACGCCUUCUGCGCUUCUCCUCCCAGAUCCACAACAACGGGCAGUCUGACUUCCGACCCAAGAAUGGCCGCCAUGCGUGGAUCUGGCAUGAUUGCCACAGGCACUACCACAGCAUGGAAGUGUUCACCCACUAUGACCUCCUGAACCUCAACGGUACCAAGGUGGCCGAGGGCCACAAAGCCAGCUUCUGCUUGGAGGACACAGAAUGUGAAGGAGACAUCCAGAAGAACUACGAGUGUGCCAACUUUGGUGAGCAGGGCAUCACCAUGGGCUGCUGGGACAUGUAUCGCCAUGACAUCGACUGCCAGUGGGUCGACAUCACCGACGUUCCCCCUGGAGACUACCUGUUCCAGGUCGUCAUUAACCCCAACUACGAGGUUGCGGAGUCUGACUACAGCAACAACAUCAUGAAGUGCAGGACCCGUUAUGACGGCCACCGCAUCUGGAUGUACAACUGCCACAUAGGUGGUUCCUUCAGUGAAGAGACGGAAAAAAAGUUUGAACACUUCAGUGGACUCAUUAAUAACCAGCUCUCCACACGGUAAAGCACGAGGUCACCUCCUGUCUUCGGGCCGCAGCGCAUCUUCCCCGACAACUGCAGUCUGACGGAUGGCCACCCUCCCCCCUCGUCCAGCCCAGCCCCUGCCCUGUCCCGACCCCCGGCGGCCACGUCCAAGGCUCAGGGGGAUGCAGUGUGCCUGUCAUCUGCUG
Messenger RNA from Odobenus rosmarus divergens (Pacific walrus), 2528 nucleotides. It is a transcript of the gene LOXL2, whose product is annotated as lysyl oxidase-like 2. NCBI's taxonomy places the organism in Eukaryota, Metazoa, Chordata, Mammalia, Carnivora, Odobenidae. Gene Ontology annotation, cellular component: membrane. The record is from RefSeq and is a predicted model, not a curated record. The coding region runs from base 23 to 2362 and encodes 779 amino acids. Gene Ontology annotation, molecular function: protein-lysine 6-oxidase activity; copper ion binding. The transcript is spliced from 13 exons. Gene Ontology annotation, biological process: peptidyl-lysine oxidation.